This is a messenger RNA of Penicillium pulvis, 1578 nucleotides long. Its product is annotated as serine hydroxymethyltransferase. The record is from RefSeq and is a predicted model, not a curated record. Gene Ontology annotation, cellular component: cytoplasm. Bases 1 to 1578 code for a protein of 525 amino acids. NCBI's taxonomy places the organism in Eukaryota, Fungi, Ascomycota, Eurotiomycetes, Eurotiales, Aspergillaceae. The transcript has 5 exons. Gene Ontology annotation, biological process: L-serine catabolic process; tetrahydrofolate interconversion; folic acid metabolic process. Gene Ontology annotation, molecular function: pyridoxal phosphate binding; cobalt ion binding; zinc ion binding.
AUGUCUCUUGCUCGCUGUGGGCGUCUUGCUCGCCUCUCCCUCGGGAGUGUUCGCACCACCGCCAUCUCCCCUCGCGCCUUCGUUUCUAGAUCCGCCCCUCUCGUGCGGGGAGUAUCAUCAUUCAAUCGAGAUGCCCAGCAAAAGCUGCUCUCAUCCUCCCUGCAGGAUUCGGACCCGGCCAUUUACAACAUUCUGGAGAAGGAAAAAAACCGCCAGAAGCACUUUAUCAACUUGAUUCCCUCUGAAAACUUUACAUCACAAGCUGUUCUCGAUGCCCUAGGCAGUGUGAUGCAGAACAAGUACUCCGAGGGAUACCCCGGCGCCCGAUACUAUGGUGGAAAUGAGCACAUUGAUGCUUCCGAGCGCCUGUGCCAACAGCGCGCGCUGGAGACCUUCCGUCUCAACCCGGAGGAGUGGGGUGUGAACGUGCAGCCCUUGUCCGGCUCGCCCGCUAACCUCUACGCUUACUCGGCUUUGCUGAACACCCACGACCGCCUCAUGGGUCUGGACCUGCCCCACGGUGGUCACCUGUCCCACGGUUACCAGACUCCGACUAAGAAGAUUUCUGCCAUCUCCAAAUACUUCGAGACCCUGCCCUACCGCCUGGAUGAGUCUACCGGCCUGAUUGAUUAUGAUGCCCUGGAGAAGCAAGCUCAGUUAUACCGUCCCAAGCUGAUUGUGGCCGGUGCUUCUGCAUACAGCCGUCUCGUCGACUACCCCCGCAUGCGCGCGAUCGCUGACUCCGUGGGCGCAUACCUGUUGACUGAUAUGGCCCACAUCUCCGGUCUUGUUGCGGCUGACGUGAUGCCAUCUCCAUUCCCCUACUCCGAUGUGGUGACUACCACCACUCACAAGUCUCUGCGCGGUCCCCGUGGUGCUAUGAUCUUCUACCGUAAGGGUCUGCGUCGCACUGACAAGAAGGGAAACAAGGAGAUGUACGAUCUAGAGAACCCUAUCAAUGCCUCCGUUUUCCCCGGCCACCAAGGUGGUCCCCACAACCACACCAUCACCGCGCUGGCCGUGGCCCUUAAGCAGGCUCAGUCUGCUGACUUCAAGGAGUACCAGACGGCCGUUCUCGCCAACGCACAGGCGCUGGCUGAGCGACUUGGUGAGUCUACCAGCAAUGGUGGCCUUGGAUACAACAUCGUCUCCGGUGGUACCGAUAACCACCUGAUUCUGGUCGACCUGAAGAACCGUGGUGUGGAUGGUGCCCGUGUCGAGCGGGUGCUGGAGCUGUGUGGUGUUGCUAGCAACAAAAACACUGUGCCGGGCGAUAAGUCGGCCCUUAAGCCCGGUGGUCUGCGUAUCGGUACCCCGGCCAUGACCUCCCGCGGCUUCCAGCCUGAGGACUUCCGCCGGGUCGCUGACAUUGUUGACCGCGUUGUCACCUUGACCCAGAAGCUGGACAAGGCUGCCCGUGAGCAAGCCCAGUCUCGUGGAGCUAAGAACCCCAAUACCCUCAAGGCAUUCUUUGAGUUCCUGGGUGAGGGCGAGGAGGUCUCAGAGAUUGUUCUGCUGCGGCAGGAGGUGGAGGAUUGGGUGGGCACAUUCAGCCUGCCUUGGGCCAAGGACCAGUAG